This is a messenger RNA of Puccinia graminis f. sp. tritici CRL 75-36-700-3, 330 nucleotides long. RefSeq lists its product as uncharacterized. The record is from RefSeq and is a predicted model, not a curated record. Bases 1 to 330 code for a protein of 109 amino acids. Lineage: Eukaryota; Fungi; Basidiomycota; Pucciniomycetes; Pucciniales; Pucciniaceae. The transcript has 2 exons.
AUGCCAGCCCCGCGCUGCGGACGUUUUCAAGCCUCUCUUGAAUCUUCGUCGGUCGGGCCAUAUUGGACUCGGAGUGGGAUAUUGGAGAAAUUGGAAAACUCGAGGGAAGCCACAGGAUGUCUGAUUCGAAAUGGAAAACAAGCCCAAGCUCAACAAGUGGCAUCCUCAUCGACGCUUUGCAAUCUCUCCAUCUCUGCUUGGCCGAUGCCAUUCUGCAGUAUCCCCAGAUCAGAAGAUGGGCAUCGAUUAACUAGACGAGGUCAUCGAACUUUUGAAUUGGGUGAUCUCCAGGAUCUCCCGUCGUUAAAGAACCAACUUGUCUCUUACUAG